GAUCUGAGUGUCUUCACAAUGUCUUUCCUGGACAGAGACCUGGGUCGAGCUGACGGAGACAGCCACAAGAAGGGGGAGCCUCUGUGCCGGUCUACCAGCCCCACCAAGAGUUUCUUCCACCGGACUCCGUUCAACCGACCCGCCAGUCCCCACUCUGCUCCCGCCAGGACCUGCACCUCCAAGAUGAGUCCUAGCUCUCUUAAAACCAACUUCCCCUACCAGACCGAAACCCCGCAGCAGGAUCCCUCACCCAAGCCCCCACGCAGGUUGAGCUUCAGUGGGAUCUUUCGGUCGACCUCCAGAGAUUUGAACCAGCAGCACUCGUCUCCUGUCAGCAUCAGACUGUUUGGCCGAAACCGGAGAGACAAAAUCAGAG
Messenger RNA from Nematolebias whitei (Rio pearlfish), 376 nucleotides. RefSeq names its product 5'-AMP-activated protein kinase subunit gamma-2-like. Lineage: Eukaryota; Metazoa; Chordata; Actinopteri; Cyprinodontiformes; Rivulidae. The annotation marks the transcript as partial. The transcript has 3 exons. The record is from RefSeq and is a predicted model, not a curated record.